AUGUCAUGCCCUUGCGGCAUCUUCAAGAGACGGCGUCGGCCCAAGUUGUGCGUUGAGGCCGAGACAUCCAGCGGCAGCGAGUCGCAUGAAUCUGAUUCUGACCACUUCCAUGAGGACGGAAAUCCUGAACCUGCGAGUGGCAAGAAGCAGAGGCGAAGACAAGUUCACCGCAUCUUGGAUAGGGAAGGCGUGGAGUUCCAAAGCCAGGGCAUUUUCCACGUUGUUCAGACGCGGAGGACUUGCACGAUCUUUCUUCUAGACUUUUUUCAUACAGUAAUCCAUUUGCCUUUUCCCGGCUUGUUCGUAGUCACGUUGACCGUGUACUUUGCUUGCUUCGCCUUCUUCGCUCUUUUCUGGAUCUGGUUCACUGACGUUUGCGCUAUCGGCCUCGACUCCUACAGAGAUGCUUUCUAUCUCUCGGUGGAAACACAGAUGACAAUCGGUUAUGGCGUUCCAGACCCGAACUUUGGUGACUGCUGGGAAGCAGCAGUCCUUAUCGUGGUUCAGACGGUAGUAGGGCUGAUGCUGGACGCCACUGUGAUCGGCGUGGUUUUCCAGAAGCUGGCCAAUGCAAACGCGCGUGCCAACACAGUGAUUUUCAGUGACACUGCGUUGCUAGAGGUGGAGGACGGCUGUGCAUACCUUCGCUUUCGGGUGGCGGACAUGUCUUGGCGGCCAUUGUCUCAGGCGACGAUGCAGGUCUAUUGCGUGCAACAUCAUCGAGAUGAGAGCCAGCCGCGCGGCAUCCGCGUGGAGCUUGCUGCAGUACAUCUGGAAGAGCCUGACACAGACAUUCAUAAUGGCAUCAUAUUUCUAGGCCUACCAGCUAUGGUAUCGCACAAAAUCAACUACGAGAGCCCGCUUUCGCCAGAUGUGCCUGCUGGCACGACUGGAAGCCCUACUCCGAAUGAUGUUCGAAAAUAUCUGAUUGAGUCGCCUUAUUUGGAGGUGUUGGUGCUGCUGAGCGGCACUGAAGAGUCUACUGGAGCCAUUGUCGAAGCUCGACAUUCCUACACACUCGACGACAUGUUUUGGAACAGGGCGUAUGGAACGUGCGUUUCCAUCAGCAGUGAAGGGUAUCACUGUGUCGAUUUUCAUGCUAUUCACCAUACAUAUCCCUUGUCAGCAUUGCCAGAACAGCGACAGUCCGCAGUACUCAACACUGCCGUUGCUCAUGGAAUUUCCCAUACAUUCCCGGCCACCCUGGACCCGAACAUGGACAGCGACAAUGAGUGA
Molecule: messenger RNA, 1236 nt
Organism: Symbiodinium natans
Lineage: Eukaryota; Dinophyceae; Suessiales; Symbiodiniaceae
Source: the annotation of a GenBank genome assembly